CCUUUUAUGGCGAAAGGGAUUUAUGUCCCUAAACAAAAGCAAUUUUUUGUCCCUGUAAUGCAAUGCUGGCGUCUUAGAAACUGUGUAAUCCGAUACAUUUUAUUGCUUUUUCAAGUUCACAAAGCAACUCCUGGGGUGCUUAAAAAGAGAAUUUGGGGAUUAUGAACUUAACAAUCAUGCAUCAAUGGAGAUUUUGAUAGAUAGGAUCCUAUUUUGUUCUUUUCAAGGCGGAAAAAUCACAUGGGGCGAAAAGUGAAACUUUUAAAUGGCAGGCUGUUAUAAUGAAAGUUGAGAUAAGGAGUUACCCUUUGACGAAAGGCAGGAGAAGAAAUGAACAGGGGGGAGGGGGCUGUCAGCUAAAACCGACUCGGCUCGGUUUCAAUUCGUUGAAUUCAACAAUCACAAAAAUAGUGGUACACAAAGCUUGAGUUACGAAAACAGUCCACGCUUGUCCAAUAUCCCAACCAAACCAGCUGAUUUUCAAAGGAUAACCCACGAAGCAAAGCUCUGCAAGAAACGAAACCACGACUUUCAUGGAAAUCUCCCAAACCAAACCCUCUUGUACUUGAAAUAUUCGUCAAGUAACGAAUGAGUUGACGGUGUGUUCUUUGCCUUUUUCCCGUUCCUGCCAUUUUGGACGAAUUCUUAUUAUUUUUGUAGCGGUAGAAGAUCUUCUAUUUUUAUAGCUCUUUUAAAUAUCUUGCAAUGAAGUGUUUUCACUAUUUCAAGGACAAGUCUAGAAGCAAGGGGCAAAGAUCAGCUCCAGAGUUGAAACAAGAAAGAAAAUCAGAGGGAUAUUCUGGGCCUGACCGGAUCACAAAGUCCUCAUGCUCUACCUCUGUGGCUUCUCCGCGUAGCAUACCGGAGUUGUACGAAGCAAAAGCUCACAAUUUGAGAGUCUUCUCUUUCUCAGAGCUUAAGCAAGCCACUCGUGAUUUCAAUUUGCUACAUAAGAUUGGCGAAGGCGGCUUCGGAAGCGUCUAUAAAGGUACAAUCAAGCCUGCUGAUGGAAAGGGUGAGCCUUUCGAGGUUGCUAUUAAAAAGCUUAACAAGAAUGGUUUGCAGGGGCAUAAGCAAUGGGUGGCGGAAGUUCAAUUUCUGGGUGUUGUUGAGCACCCCAAUCUUGUCAAACUCAUCGGAUACUGUGCUGUGGAUGGAGAAAGAGGGAUCCAACGUCUACUGGUGUAUGAGUUUAUGCAAAAUAAGAGCUUAGAAGAUCAUCUUUUCCGACGGGCGUUCUCACCUCUUCCUUGGAAAACAAGAUUACAAAUAAUACUGGGAGCUGCUCAAGGAUUAGCAUACCUGCACGAGGGAUUAGAAGUUCAGAUCAUAUACCGAGACUUCAAAGCCUCCAAUGUGUUAUUGGAUGAGAAGUUGAAUCCGAAGCUUUCAGACUUUGGACUGGCAAGGGAGGGGCCAAUGGCUGGGCGUACGCAUGUUUCAACAGCCGUAGUUGGGACAUACGGUUAUGCUGCUCCUGAUUACAUUGAGACAGGACAUCUAACCGAUAAGAGCGAUGUAUGGAGUUUCGGUGUGGUAUUAUAUGAGAUGCUUUCAGGCAGGCGGUCAUUAGAAAGAGGCCGCCCAAAAGCAGAGCAGAAACUCUUGGAUUGGGUGAAACAAUUCCCCCCCGACAGUAAAAAGUUCAGCUUAGUAAUGGAUCCUCGACUUGAGAACCAGUAUUCAAUUAGUGCUGCUCGAGAAAUUGCGAAGUUAGCAGAUACUUGUUUAUUAAAAAGUCCAAAGCAGCGGCCCAAGAUGAGUGAGGUGGUGGAGAGAUUGAAGCGGAUAAUCCAAGUUUCAGGGGAAGGAAGCGCCGAAGAAAUGGAGAGUCAUCCCGAGGCAUCUGAAUCUGAAAUAAAAGCAGCAGCAGGUGAAACAGAAACAGAUCAUCAAGAGAGAGUGUCGGAAACAUGGAAGAGGCGGAUGGCACACCUUGCGAAAUUGGGGGAGCAUGUGGAAGGUGCAAGUAGGAGGAGAUUGAUGAUGUUGCAAAGGGCCAGAGUGCCUGUCCUCCAUUAGUGUAGUCAGUAGUGGGCGACUAGUGGAUGUUAGCCAUAGCGGCAGUGAUUGUUAAUUAAGGAAACAUUUGAUUAGUGGGUGGAGAGUGGCGUGAUAGUGAGCAGGACAAACUGAAUAUGAAUAUGAUGGUUUCUUUAGUUUAAAACGCCAAUGAUCAUCACUAUAUAAUAUCAAUCUCUCUUCUUCUUUUUUGUAGAAUGAUAAUAUUUAUUUAUCAAAUUAAUCAAAA
Messenger RNA from Gossypium arboreum, 2251 nucleotides. RefSeq names its product probable serine/threonine-protein kinase PBL19. Gene Ontology annotation, biological process: protein phosphorylation. NCBI's taxonomy places the organism in Eukaryota, Viridiplantae, Streptophyta, Magnoliopsida, Malvales, Malvaceae. The record is from RefSeq and is a predicted model, not a curated record. Gene Ontology annotation, molecular function: ATP binding; protein kinase activity. The coding region runs from base 706 to 2022 and encodes 438 amino acids. The transcript is spliced from 7 exons.